Molecule: messenger RNA, 1974 nt
Organism: Prorocentrum cordatum
Lineage: Eukaryota; Dinophyceae; Prorocentrales; Prorocentraceae
Source: the annotation of a GenBank genome assembly
GAGAAGAUGGCCUCGAGACGAAGCCAGGCGCUGUCGAAGAUGAGGAGGAGCCAGACGUGGGGCUUCGGCGAAGCCCCGAACAUGAACGUGAUCGACGUCGACGACGAGGAGGAGAAGCAGAACCCGGCGCCGGCGCCGCCUGCGGCCUCCUCCUCGCCCCCGCUGGUGCCCAGCGGCGCGGUGGCCAGCGCGGCCAGUGACGGGCGCCCUCUCCCCCACACGCCCACUGCUGCGGAGUGGAAGGCCGAGCUUGCCGGGGACCUUUCCCGGCGCCUCGACAGGAUCGACGGCAAGCUGGACUGGCUCAUCGCGCGCGCCAAGCCCACCGGCGCGCCCCUGUACGAGCUCCCGGGGGCGGCCGCCGCGCUGGCGCGCGGCGGCCUGGCGGGCGGCUCCGGCUCCGGCUCCGGCAGGGCGAGCUACCGCACCCAGGUGACCACGGAGACCAUCGGAAGCGGAGGCGGAGGGAGCUGCGCGCCCGGCUGCCAGCGGCCGAGCGACGCGAGGGAGCGGCCCUCGGCGGAGCCGUCGGCGGGCGCGGGCCUGGCUGCGCCUCGGCUGCCCUCCCAGAUCAGCCACAUGACCCAGGAGACCUGCUCCGAGAGCUCUGUCGCCCUCAGCGCCGCGACGGUGACGCGCAUCCCGAAUCUGAGCAGGAGGCCUGGGGAUCGGAGGAGGUCGGCCCGGCAGUCGGCAUGGACAGCCUCGGCUCGGACAAAGACCGGGUCGAAGCUGAACCUCCUCCCCGACGUGUUCAGGAACAAUUUCUUCGCGAGGAAGCUGUACGAGAAGUCCGACAGCAAGGACCUGGACAACCUGCAGAGACGUGUCAAUGCGCUGCCGAAGGCGAUGAGGAGCCAGCGGAACAAAACGGUCGACUACGUGUUCUCGCUCUUGGACGACCCUUCGUCCAGCAGUGCAGCCUGGUGGACCGCCGCGUGCCUGCAGGCGCUCGUGCUCUGCAGCGUGCUGGGCACCCUCCUGCAGGCGGUGGAGGACCCGCCCCUGCGCGGCUGGUCGGGCGCUGUUGUCGAGACGGCGUUCGACGUCGUGUUUCUGACGGAGGUGUGCGUUCGCUGGUGUUGUGCGCCUGACCGGGUGAAUUUUCUCUUCAUCGUGCAGUCUUGGAUCGACAUCGUGGCCGCGAGUGCGUUCGCCGUGCGGGCAGCGGUGGGCUUCGUGCUCCCAGAGAGGCAGGACGACCCAACAUCGAUUUUGCUGUUGUGCUUUGUGCCGAUCGUCCGGUUAUUGAAGAUCGUUCGGCAUUUUGAGACCUUCAAUGUGCUUAUCCGAGCGGUCCAGAUCACAAUGGAGGCCCUUCCGAUGCUCCUUUACGCUGUGGCCUUGAUCACGAUGACUUUCGCCGCCCUCAUCUACGUUGUGGAGCCAGAGCUCUUCGAGUCGCCAUUCAGGGCAGUAUGGUUCUGCCUUGUGACUGUCACCACGGUUGGCUAUGGAGACUAUUCCCCCGUAACUCCUGUGGGCAUCACAAUCGUUAUGUGUUUGAUAAUAGUGGGUGUUAUAUUGUUGGCCGUGCCCAUGGGAAUUAUCGGAAUGACAUUCAACGACGUGUGGAACGCGAGGGACUAUUCCUUGUUGCUUACGAAAACGCGAAUGAAGCUGCAUCAGUGGGGUUACACAGCCCAUGACAUCCCGACGUUGUUCAAGAUCGUUGACUCCGACGGAAAUGGGGUUCUUGAGCUCGACGAGUUCUGCGAGCUGGUGAAGGAAAUGAAGAUUGGGCUCUCCGACAACCGGAUCAUCGCCCUCUUUGAGCACAUGGACAAGGACGGCAGCGGCGCGCUGGAUGCAGCAGAGUUUGCCUUGGAGGUGUUUCCAGAAACGUUCGUCGACGCUUACGGUCACGAAGACAAUUCCAUUGUGAAUAAGCCCAAAGCGAGUACCAGUUGGAUGGCGAGCCUUGCAGCCACGAUCAACCGCGGUACAAAUUUUCAGCGCCCCACGAACGACUGA